This is a messenger RNA of Medioppia subpectinata, 1806 nucleotides long. The record is from the annotation of a GenBank genome assembly. Lineage: Eukaryota; Metazoa; Arthropoda; Arachnida; Sarcoptiformes; Oppiidae.
UGGUAAAUAAAUGGCAAACAUUUCAUUGUUUUCUCAAACAUUUGAUAAACCAUUUGAAGAUAACUGAAGACAAUAUAACACAAUGACUGACAUCAAGAAGUUGAGGCACCGGUGCUUCUUCGACAUCACCAUUGGUGGCAAAGAGAUCGGACGGAUCGUCUUCGAGCUCUUCAACGAUAUUUGUCCGAAGACUUGCGAUAACUUCCGCUCGCUUUGCACCGGGGAGAAAGGAUUGGGAAAAACGACGGCAAAGCCAUUGCAUUACAAGAAUGUGUCGUUUCAUAGAGUGGUGAAGAACUUCAUCAUACAGUCGGGCGACUUCUCUAUGGGCAAUGGCAGAGGAGGCGAAUCCAUAUUCGGCGGCACUUUUAAUGACGAAAAUUUUGACGUAAAACACGACAAACCGUUCCUCUUGUCGAUGGCUAACAGAGGAAAGAACACAAACGGAUCCCAAUUCUUCAUAACACUUAAUACAUGCAAACAUUUGGACGGUGUUCACGUCGUGUUCGGACACGUGUUGUCGGGACAGGAGAUCAUAAACGAGAUUCAGAAUCAGUCGACAACAGAUGACGGCAGACCACUCGCCGAAGUAGUGAUUGUUAAUUGCGGUGAACUCAUCCCUCAGAUUAAGCCAAAGGAGAAAAAGAAGAAACACAGGAAAGAAAAGUCCAAGAAAUCAGACGGAGAGCUAUCCAGCGAUGAAGAGAAGGAUAACAAACGCAAAAAGAAAAAAGAAAGUAAACACAAAAAACACAAGAAGAAUAAAGAGGAGACUAAAGACAAUGAUGACAACAAAAACAUUGACUUAUUAGCCGUUGAAUGUUCUGUAAAACCCGAAGAGAUUCCGGAAAUUCCAGAAAAUAAAUUCUUAGCCCGAGAUUCUGUGUUCGAAGAAUCGCGCAAUGAUUUGCCCGCAAAAGAAAGAAUCACUCCAUCCGGACGUCUAUUCAAAGGGCGCGGCAAUAAACAUUACAGAACUCCGUCGCCAACCGAUAACCGUAGAGCGCGUAGCAAAACCCCUGAGCAUUGGAGAAGAGCGCAGUCCAAACUCGUGUCGCUUAAAGAAAUCAUUGCUCGCAAUGAACGUGUUCAAAAUCGUGGUUCAGAUAGGAAUCGGUUUGAAAGGGAGAAUCCUUUUCGCCAGAGACAAUUCAAUCGUAACCGAGAUUAUGAUAAUCGACACGACUAUGAAAGAGAAGAUUCAGAGAAUGAGAACUCAUUUUAUCGCAACUCUACGGAUAGGAAGAGAGUCUUUACUGAAGAGCCACCCAUUCAUCGCCGGAGACGAAGUCCUUCUCCGAGAGAACACCGAAAUCGAAAUAACGACGAGUUUUAUGCCGAAAGCGAUUCCGGCUCUGAAAAGCAUACCGAAAAUGGCAGACAUUUGAUUAAAUCUACGGUUAAAGUGAAUGAAGACAUCCAUCGAAAUCAAAGAGAAAGACGGGAUUCAGAAGAAGGUCACGAUAGGAGUCGACGAAAUAAAAGUCCCGUUGAUUUGAAAGACAUACCGCUUCCCAACGCAGACAACACAGACAUCGAUAAGAGGAAUAAUGAAAGACACGAACGAAUGCAUGACUCGGAGCCCAGAAGUGAUUUAAAACGAAAGAGAAGUGAUUCGAGAGAACGAAUAGAUUCGCACAAAAAUGCGUCAAUUCUUCACAGAAGACAUUCAACUGAUUCCGAUUGAAUUGGUUUUAAUGAGAAACGCAUUCAUUAAUUAUAAUUAAGAUUAUAUUUCUCGCAUCAAAUUGAAUGGAAGUUUUUCUGACACAAAACAUUGUUUACAAAUUGUCUAAUUUAUAAAAA